GCCAGGGAUCUGAUCACACAGAGAGCGAACUCUCCUGCUUGCAUCUCAUCUCUUCAGUUCAUCAAGCAAAAUGGGGAGUGUGAGGAGCCAAGGCAAGCAAGGGGGGAGGGUGAGCAGAGCUCUGAAGGAGCACAGAGCCAGGCUCUACAUCAUCCGUAGGUGCAUCGUCAUGCUCCUUUGCUGGCAUGACUGAGAUCCAAGCUGCAUUCUCCUCCAUAGAACCCAUCAAGUCAAGGGUCGAUGCAUGGAGAAGUCACACUUAGAUAGGGAAGUAUCAUCAGUUAGUUAGGACUUAGAGUAGAAGUAGAAGUUAGGAAGGAACUCCCAUGCUCAUGGCAUAUUGCUCUCAAGAAAGCUUGGUAGACUAGACAUUCUAUCAGUCGUUUAUUUCACCAUGAGUUAUUCGUAUUUAUUUUCCAUUUUUUCUCCACCUUUUCUCCGAUGUGCCGUCCCUUAGGCAGUGGGAUAUGUGGCUGUUGUAUCUUUU
Messenger RNA from Triticum dicoccoides, 487 nucleotides. RefSeq lists its product as uncharacterized. Gene Ontology annotation, biological process: negative regulation of cell population proliferation. The transcript has a single exon. The coding region runs from base 71 to 193 and encodes 40 amino acids. The record is from RefSeq and is a predicted model, not a curated record. Lineage: Eukaryota; Viridiplantae; Streptophyta; Magnoliopsida; Poales; Poaceae.